UGCUUCUCACGCUGACCUGUCUGGCUAGCUUUGUACGACCUGCAGGCCCCUCAUCUCGCGAACGACCUCCGGGACGAUUACAGCUUUGGCCAAUUGAAAUCCGAACCCGCAUUCGAAGAUCCCGUGAAGAACCGAAGAGACGGGAGACUCGCAGAUUCGAAAAAUCGUAGACAGACCGCAUUUCGGAAAGCAGACCAGUUCCAGUUGUAGAAUGUACUUUCGCUCAAUCCUGUUCGUCCUGGCAGUAUUUACAUCAGCACUGGCCGAUAAACCGUCCAGUGAUGUUGUUCCUGUUAAGCGAGCUCCUAUGGGAUUCCAGGGGAUGCGGGGGAAGAAGGACGUGACGUCAUUAGAGCACGAUGAAUACUUGAAGAGGGCUCCUAUGGGCUUUCAGGGGAUGCGGGGCAAGAAGGAUCAGAUGGGUCCCGAUAUUGAGCAGAAUUUCAUCCACGACGAUUACGAAAAACGGGCGCCUAUGGGCUUUCAGGGUAUGAGGGGAAAGAAGGACUACUUCGAGUCAGAUAUCGACGAUAAUUUUGACAUUAACAACUUCGAAGAGGACUACGGCAAGAGGAUGAUGAUGGGGUUUCAGCAAAUGCGGGGAAAGAAGGCUUUGAUCGAUGAUGACGAACAGUACAAACGCGCUCCGAUGGGGUUCCAGGGGAUGAGAGGAAAAAAAUCAUUGGAGGAGGUGAUGGACGAAAUUGAAAAACGGGCACCAAUGGGCUUCCAAGGCAUGAGGGGCAAAAAAAUGUAUCUACCGGAAAUUUCCGACAGUUAUGAGAAGCGAGCAAUGAUGAUGGGCUUUCAAGGAAUGAGAGGUAAAAAAGCUGAGCUUGAUGCUGACUGGGAUAAACGAGCGCCAAUGGGAUUCCAAGGAAUGAGAGGGAAAAAGAGUCUGCAGGACGAAAUUGAGGAGCUCGAGAAACGCGCUAUUAUGGGAUUUCAGGGGAUGAGAGGCAAGAAGGACAGUGCGAGUGGUCUCGAAAAUUUUUUCGAUCACUACCAAAAGCGGGCUCCAAUGGGAUUCCACGGUAUGCGGGGGAAGAAAGACGACGACGAUUGGGAAAAAAGAGCCCCUAUGGGAUUCCAGGGAAUGAGAGGAAAGAAGGAUGAUUCGCGCCAGGAUGACGUCUACGGAAUUGACACUCGCUUUGAUAAAAGGGCACCGAUGGGAUUUCAAGGAAUGCGAGGUAAAAUGGACGACGAGCCAUUGCAGUUUGAGAAGCGAUCACCCUACGGUAUGUUUGGAACACGUGGAAAAAAAAAUCCGAGGUGGGAAAUCCGCGGAAAAUUCGUUGGAGUUCGGGGCAAGAAAUGGGCCCCGGAAACUGAACUGCUCGUUGACCAAGACGAGACGGUCAGCAACAAUUUACUUGAUAACAUCGAAAGGAUCGACACCAAAACUGAAUUUUCCCCCACAAUAGGUAACAUAGAUGUCCUUCAGUAACUAGCUGCAACCGCUACAGCAUGACUAUAUUCUGAAAAGAUAAAAAUAAUU
This is a messenger RNA of Diprion similis, 1501 nucleotides long. RefSeq names its product tachykinins (gene Tk). The coding region runs from base 212 to 1450 and encodes 412 amino acids. NCBI's taxonomy places the organism in Eukaryota, Metazoa, Arthropoda, Insecta, Hymenoptera, Diprionidae. The record is from RefSeq and is a predicted model, not a curated record. The transcript is spliced from 8 exons.